AUGGAAAAAAAACCAUCUAGAAAAGGCGUUUCUGCUGAAGAAAAACGAACUCGAAUGCUGAAUAUAUUCCACGAAACGUGUGAAGUAUAUCAGUUGAAGGAUCUGGAAAAAAUAGGACCCAAGAAAGGAAUAAAUGCACAGUCUGUCAAAGAUGUUGUACAAAGUCUUGUAGAUGAUGAUUUGGUUAUUACGGAUAAAAUAGGAUCAUCAAACUAUUAUUGGUCAUUUCCUUCAGCAGCAACACAAGCGAUAAGAAAUGAAAUCGAUAAUUUGCAAAAAAUGCUGCGGAUAGAAGAGGCCAAUAUGCAUCAACUAGAAAAAGAAAUGGAAAAAGAACAAGAAGAUCGUGAACCAUCUGAUGAUCGAGAUACUCUCUUAGCAAAAUUACAAGAAACUCUGAAUAUACAAAAGGAACUGGAACAAGAACUGAAACAAUAUACUGACUCGGACUCGGCUAAUUUUGAAUUAAAAGAAAAAGCGAACCAGGUGGCAAAGGAAGCCGUGAAUAGAUGGACAGAAAAUGUAUGGGCCAUACAAUCUUAUUGUGUCAACAAAUUCGGAAUGGACCAACAACAAUUCAAUCAAAACUUCAACAUAUCUGAUGAUUUUGAUACCAUAGUCUAGUUUCGACACAGUUGUUAAAAUGCGGAAUUUAAAAUUAUCUAUCCACUUUUUUUUUUUCUAUUUCUCACAUUAUUCCUUUUGU
Halteromyces radiatus is the source of this 706-nucleotide messenger RNA. Its product is annotated as meiotic nuclear division protein 1. Bases 1 to 624 code for a protein of 207 amino acids. NCBI's taxonomy places the organism in Eukaryota, Fungi, Mucoromycota, Mucoromycetes, Mucorales, Cunninghamellaceae. The transcript has 8 exons. Gene Ontology annotation, cellular component: nucleus. Gene Ontology annotation, biological process: reciprocal meiotic recombination. Gene Ontology annotation, molecular function: double-stranded DNA binding. The record is from RefSeq and is a predicted model, not a curated record.